CCACCUACCUUGUGGGCAUUCAGUCAGUUCGAGAGUUGAACGGCUUCGACAACAUCCACGGCCACGUUCACGACUGUUUCAAGAGUUCGAGAAUGACUGGGCGUCAAUGAUUUUCGGACCUGAAACGCAAGAGAUCAGUUUUCGCAUUUAAAAUUAGUUUGAAAUCACAGCGCACCUGUUCUAACCAAGACCUAUGGAGUCCCAAAAACUUUGGCGAGAAGCUCUGAGCUUCUUGUACGAUUACAAGAAAGACCAGAAUCUUGACGACCUUUAUCGAAUCGAUACCUUGAACGACAAUGACCAAGGUGUGCUUAAGCAGCAUCGAUCAUGGCGAGAUGAGGACUUGGAUGACAAUCUGGAGAGCGACUACAAGGUCUUCUAUCGUCAAUUGAUAGAAAUGAUCUUGACCCAGCAAAGGAUUACCAUCCCGCAUAAGGUGCAGGAGGUGGGCAAGUUGAAAGGCUUUCAAGAGCUCACCAAUCGAUUGCAGUAUUCGAUCAAUCAGCACUUGAUGACCGAACUCCAUAACGUGAAAAAUGAGAUGGCCAAGCUCCAAGAGGCCGUUGGAGGAUUGCAACAGUUCAAAGUCAAUGUUGAUCAAGUCAACAUGGGAUGGCAAGAACAAAUCCAAGUCAAUGUCCAGACCUUCAACGUUUUCGAAAGCCGCUUGGACGGCAUUCAAGAAUCAGUCGACAAUUUGGAGGAGCAAAAACGGGAUCAGGAGUUCCACAUUGAAAAAUUGGAGCAAGAUGUUCCAGACAUGAAACUCAAAACAAAAGAGAUCGAAGAUGCCCAACGUUUCCUCCAAGAGGCUAUGGAAGACGUGAAAAAAGGAAACGAAGAUGAAAAGAAGAAGGUCUCGAGUACAUUGAAUCAGCUCGGAGACGACUUGAAGGCCAGCAAAGAGGAGCUCAAGGUCUCCCUUGAACCUUUGAUUCGGGUGACGGAUGACGUGGAAGAUGUCAAGAAACGCAUCAAAAAGAUGGACGAAGCCCAGGCGGACUUAUUUGAUGAAAUCAAACCAGCCAAAGAAAUGGGUGAAAAAUUGGAAAAUGCAUUGGAGGAAAUCCAAGAUGAGAUCACGCACCUAAAGGAGGAUUUGAAAGUGCGAAAUGACGAUGUUGAUGACUGCCAACGAGACUUGAGGGAGGUGAAGGAAAAUUGCCACCAAACUGAAUCAGGGCUGACCGAUCUAAACAAAGACAUGGAGAGAAUCAAGGCCGACGUCGACCGAAACACGAAGAACAUUGACGAACUCCAGGGAAACAUCCAGGUUUACAUGAAUUCACGCGAUGAGUCGGACGGAAUCGCCCGAAAUGAGUUCCAAGACAAGAUAAGUGGCAUUGAAGCUAAAUUGAAAGAUCAAGAGCUCACUGUAGAUGAUUGCUCUAUGCGUAUUCAGACCAACACGGAUAAUUUGGCCCCUCUGCUCAAAUUCGAUGUCGCUCAGAAGGAAGAAGUGAACGAGAUAAAGAACAAAAUCGACAUGAUGCAAGACAAAUUGACAUCUUUGGAGGGAAACCUCAAUGCCCGAUGUACAAGCCUCCAAGCUGGUCAGGUAGAAAUGCAAAAAGUAGAAGAUGGGCAUUUUACCACCACGAGUAAAAACUUGGAUCAUCUCCGAGAGAGCCUAGUAAAGAUCAACUCGGAUUGGGAUGGGCUCCUAUUGUCUCUUCAACAACAAGACAGCAAUUUAAAAGGCGAGGCCAAAUCAUGGAAGGGUAAAAUGGCUGCUCUGGAAGACCAACUUAAGAGGGUUCAUGACGAACUGGAGAAACAUGUCAUGGAUACCAAGAAAAUGAACCAAGAAAUGCAAGGCAAUGUGCAAGACACCAAGGACAAUCUGGCAUAUCAAGCAGACAAUCUGAAUCAAGCCAAUGACCGACUCGACAAACUUCGGAGCGAUUUUGAAACGGUGAAAAAUGCUGUGGAAACAUUGCGAAAAAUCACGGAGAGUGACGUCGAAAAGCUUACCGAUCAAACCAAUGAUAACUUGGAAAAGAUCAUUGCCUUGGAAGAGAACAAUUACAACCAGCAACAACGGGUUGACGUCGUGGAGUCCCUCAAUCGUCGUGUAGAUCUCAUUAAUGAACAGAAGCAGAUGUCGGAGGCCAAGUUGAUGGAAGACCUCAAAUCAACCGAACAAUCCAAUUCGAACCGUCUGGCCGAACUCCAACAACUCCUUCAAAGCCGAAUCGUCGACCUCGAAGACCAAUGCCAAACGCUCGAGAAAGAAGUGAAGGAUCUUGAGCAACAAGUGGAAAAGCAUGACCUCUCGUUGAAGAACUUGAACGCCGACGGGGAAACCAUCAAGGACAACGUCAAGCAACAAGGCAUUGCCACGGCCAAGAACCGAUCCAGAAUUGAAGAUUGCGAAAACAAGCUCUCUGACAUGGAACAGCGUGUUGACAGCCUAAACGAUAAUGUUGAGCAUUUGGACCACGAUGUGAACCAACUCAAUGUCACGAUAACUGACUUGAAUCAACAAAACCUGGACGAGCUUCUGAAGCGAUGCGAUCAAGAACUACACAAGAUCAAGGCUCAAAGUGAAAAGAAUGAAAAACACGUUGAAAAUCUUCGAUCCCUCAACAACAAACUUCUGGAAGAGAUCCAGAUCCAAGUUGAGAAGGAGUUGAACAAGUAUUCGUCUCUGGCCGAAACGGUUCGAAGCGAGAACCAAGAUCAGCUCAAGAACAUUGAAGACCGAGUGAAGAAACUUUGCAAUUCUGUGUUGGAUCAAUGCUCUUCAGACAUUGCUGAAUUGCAGGGCAGUGACCGCCGUCUAUUGGACAAGAUUGAAGACAUGGAAAGACUCAUUGACACGAUGAAGGCUCAGUUAAUCACGUUCGAAGGACGGGAUAAUCGCGAAGAGGUUAACCAGAUCUUGGAGAAGAUUGCGAUUUUGCAAAUUGAGGUGGAGGCUGAACGAGGAAGGGUGAAUGCCACCGAGGCCAUGGUUCAAAACCUGGAGAGUAAUCACGGAGCCCUCCAAAAGUUGACUGAUAAUCUGGCAAAUCAGGGCCAUGAUUUGGACUCACAAUUGAAAAAAGUCAUGGAAGACAACUAUAAUCAGAUCCAGUCUAUUGACAACUCCCUCGCCUUGUCAUUGAACACGAUUGACGCCAAGGUUGAAGCCCAACAAGAUGACUUGUGGACAGUCCUACUUCACUUGUAUCGAAACAUUAACAUCACCACUCUGAUGGUUGAAUCGGAAGGGAAUGCGGCCAUUCAUCAACGAGGCUGCUUGGGGACCUACCGAGUGGUUGAUCUUUACAAUAACAAGCCGGUUUACAAGCAAGACGAGGGUGAUCACUUUUUGUAUUAUUCGAAUGAGCAAAAUGCUUGGCUCAUUGGAGCCAGGGUUGGACAAGAACGGGGAUGGGUGCGAAUCAAAUCUGACGGCCACGAAUUGACUCCAUUGGACCUCAAAUCUACUUGGGAGUACACCAACCAUUUGGUCCAUUCCAACGAGUCUGAAUGGCUCGAAGAUGAUCAUACCCUGACCACACGGGGCGUUCCAGACAAACAGAGCUGGCCCCCAUUCCGCAGUCUGUUGGUUUUCGCUUGCCUUGCCUUGCUCUUGGGAUGCAUUCUUAAGGCUCUAGACAAUAGCACGCAUUGCUCUCUCGACGACUGGAUUCGCCUGCGUCGAAUAGGCAUUUCCAACACGACAUAGGCUGGCAAAGCAAAACCAGAUAGAGAUUUGCUACACAUCCAAGAGCUUAUCAAAAGCCUGAGAACCCCGGGGAAAGCUGAUACCACAAAGGUCUAAAUGAGGGGCCACACGAAGGAAGUGACUGGCUUGCCAACCUUUCUUUCGUAAAUUAUUGCACCGGUUAAUAUGAGUUUUGAAAUACAUUUAUGAAUAAUCUGUGAAAA
Messenger RNA from Tigriopus californicus, 3879 nucleotides. RefSeq names its product putative leucine-rich repeat-containing protein DDB_G0290503. NCBI's taxonomy places the organism in Eukaryota, Metazoa, Arthropoda, Copepoda, Harpacticoida, Harpacticidae. The coding region runs from base 194 to 3676 and encodes 1160 amino acids. The transcript has 7 exons. The record is from RefSeq and is a predicted model, not a curated record.